Salvelinus sp. IW2-2015 is the source of this 1180-nucleotide messenger RNA. RefSeq names its product ras-related protein Rab-9A-like. Lineage: Eukaryota; Metazoa; Chordata; Actinopteri; Salmoniformes; Salmonidae. The record is from RefSeq and is a predicted model, not a curated record. Gene Ontology annotation, cellular component: lysosome; phagocytic vesicle; late endosome. Gene Ontology annotation, biological process: retrograde transport, endosome to Golgi; Rab protein signal transduction. Gene Ontology annotation, molecular function: GTPase activity; GTP binding.
GCAUCAGUGUUUAGAAUGUCAAUUUCCUGCUAUACUUUUAUAUACUUUUUCAGUAGUAAAAGCACAAUUACACACACAUUAACAGCUUCCUUUAUCRAUUUUGCCCACAGUAGGCGUGACAAACGAUCGGUCAUAUGAGCGUCAGUAGCGCCAUGUCACCGGGAAACCGCUCGUGAGGAUUUUGCAAAGGGAUGGAGUGGUAUGGCACCGCCGAAGUACAUUAUAAACAGCAAGGAAAACAUUCAUCUUUACUUUCUCAGCAGCGUGCAACAUCGGUCAUUGCUUAAUGGCAGAAACAUUGAACCCGUCAGUGUGUUCGUGUGUUACUGGAUUAAUAACCGAGGCCUUCAACAACCUGGAAUGGUGCUGAAUUAGGCUGUGGUUUGCCCUGAUGCGUAACGGUAGCAGCAGCGCUUCCCAGACCAUCUCCCCAGCCAGCUACUCCACCAACCCUUCAGCCCAGGCCCAAGCCCAGCCAUGACAGCCAAGUCAUCCCUGCUCAAGGUGAUCCUCCUGGGGGACGGCGGCGUGGGCAAGUCCUCCCUCAUGAACCGCUACGUCACCAACAAGUUUGACACGCAUCUCUUCCACACCAUUGGCGUGGAGUUCCUAAACAAGGAGCUGGAGGUGGACGGGCGCACCGUGACGCUCCAAAUCUGGGACACGGCGGGCCAGGAGCGCUUCCGCUCGCUCCGGACACCUUUCUACCGUGGCUCCGACUGUUGUCUCCUAACCUUUAGCAUGGAUGACAACCAGAGCUUCCACAAUCUCAACAACUGGAAGAAGGAGUUUGCCUACUACGCUGAUGUCAAGGAACCCGAGAAGUUCCCAUUCGUGAUCCUGGGUAAUAAGUUGGAUGUGCCAGAGAGGCAGGUUUCGGGCGAGGACGCCCGCCAGUGGUGCCGCGAGAACGGCGGCCACCCGUACUUUGAGACGAGCGCCAAGGACUCGACCAACGUGGCGGCGGCGUUUGAGGAGGCGGUGAGGAGGGUGCUGGCGCAGGAGGAAAGGGGGGAGCACCUCAUCCCCACGGACACAGUGGACCUGCACAGGAAGCCGCGCUCUGGCGCCUCUUGCUGCUGAGGAGAUGUAGGGUUGAUUKCCUUUAUUUGACUCUUAAAGGCCCAAUGCAGCUGGGCAAAAAUMGCUUUUUAGCAAAAAACUAUUUCUCAAGCAAGAA